ACCCCCUUCCGGACCAGGACUGCGCAUGCGCCUCCCAAGUCAGACUGGAUGGAAAUUCCCGCCGACCCCCUCGGAAUUUAAAGGGCCCGCUGCCUUCCCGAAGUUGGUUUGAAGGCAAGGGCUUGUAGGUUGUGGACAGCACUUUGCCAUGGGUCCUGUGCGGUUGGAAAUACUGCUUUUCAUUUUGGCUGUGUAUGGCGCUUGGGUUGGGACGCCGAAGGCGGAAGACGAUGACACAGAACGCUUGCCCAGCAAAUGCGAAGUGUGUAAGCUGCUGAGCCUGGAGCUACAGGAAGAGCUGAGUCGCACUGGCCGGUCUCGAGAGGUGCUGGAGCUGGGGCAGGUGCUAGACACUGGCAAGAGGAAAAGACACGUCCCUUACAGUGUUUCAGAGACGAGGCUGGAAGAGGCCCUGGAGAAUUUGUGUGAGCGGAUCCUGGAUUACAGUGUUCAUGCCGAGCGCAAGGGCUCACUGAGAUAUGCCAAGGGUCAGAGUCAGACCAUGGCAACGCUGAAAGGUCUGGUGCAGAAGGGGGUGAAGGUGGACCUGGGGAUCCCUCUGGAGCUGUGGGACGAGCCCAGUGUGGAAGUCACGUUCCUCAAGAAGCAGUGUGAGACGAUGCUGGAGGAGUUUGAAGACGUCGUGGGAGACUGGUACUUCCAUCAUCAGGAGCAGCCCCUACAGCAUUUUCUCUGUGAAGGUCAUGUGCUCCCCCCUGCUGAAACUGCAUGUCUACAGGAAACUUGGACUGGAAAGGAAAAGAUCACGGAUGGGCAAGAGAAGACAGAAGGGGAGGAGGAGCAAGAUCAGGAGGAGGAGGAAGAAGAGGAAGGGGAGGAAGAGAUGAUCAACAUACCAGGGCACUCCAACCAUGACCCAGAGGAUCUUUGACUCUUGCCUUUGAGCCCCCAGGAGGGGCAGGAAUCAUGGAGAACCCUCUGAAGUCUGAGCUCUCCCUGCUCCAUAUAAGGGCGUGUGUGUGUGUUAGUGAUCCCACCCCAGAGCUUGUAACUGUUCUCUCCUAUCUGGUCUCAGGCAGGAUCCUGGUGGUGCAGCACGCCAUGGCUAUGGGGACAAAGGUGGGAGCAGUAGGCAGAAGGCCUGCUCCAACAGAUGAGUCCUCUGCCUGCCAUCUAGCCCCUUAAUUGGCAGGUGUGUGUGUGUGUGUGUGUGUGUGUGUGUGUGUGUGUGUGUGUUGACAGUAUUGAAGGCUUUCCCCUUUAAAUCUCUCUACUACUUCCCACCCCACCCAGAGGUCAGUGAAGGCAUUGGAGCCCUGGGUCUUGGGAAAGGCACUUUGCCUUCGGGGGUCUGUUUUUAGAUCCUUACAAGGAAGAAGCUAGCAUGGACAUUCUCUACGACCUAUACACACUGCCUGCGUCUAGGAGGCUACAAGCCAAUAAACUGAACAAGAAGGGGACACUAUGAGGAUGAGGCAAUGUUGAUAAGUUAGGUGGAGUAGAUAUUUGGUCUACUUCAUACUAAUUUCACCGAGGGCCCACCAUGUAAUUUCACAGGUGCCAAAUUUUCUACAUCGCUAGUAAAACUUU
Messenger RNA from Ailuropoda melanoleuca (giant panda), 1551 nucleotides. RefSeq names its product canopy FGF signaling regulator 4 (gene CNPY4). The transcript has 6 exons. The record is from RefSeq and is a predicted model, not a curated record. The coding region runs from base 149 to 892 and encodes 247 amino acids. NCBI's taxonomy places the organism in Eukaryota, Metazoa, Chordata, Mammalia, Carnivora, Ursidae.